Molecule: messenger RNA, 1574 nt
Organism: Rhododendron vialii
Lineage: Eukaryota; Viridiplantae; Streptophyta; Magnoliopsida; Ericales; Ericaceae
Product: 11S globulin seed storage protein 2-like
Exons: 4
Coding region: 80-1450 (456 amino acids)
Molecular function (GO): nutrient reservoir activity
Source: RefSeq, a predicted model, not a curated record
UGAAGCCCAACCCAUUUCAUCAAACAUCCACAUUUCCUCUCUUCCCUCUCCUUUCUUGCCUGAUUCGUGAGCCAAAAACAUGGCAACUAAUAAGCAAGCACUGCUGCUAGCUUUAUCCCUCUCUCUGCUUGCUUCAGUAGCACUUGGGCGGCAGUCGCAAACCCGGCUGAGCCGGGCGCAGCAGUGCCGGUUCAACCAGCUCACGAGGUCCCAGCCGUCUCGACGGAUCGAGUCGGAGGGCGGUGUCACUGAUGUGUGGGACGAGAAUGAGGACCAGUUCCAGUGCGCCGGGGUUGCCCCGCUGAGGAACAUUUUGCAACCCAACUCCCUCUCCCUCCCCAACUUCCAUCCUGCCCCUCGCCUCGUCUACAUUGAGCGAGGCCAGGGAUUGCUAGGAGUGCAUUUCCCAGGAUGUGCAGAGACAUUCCAGUCGCAGCAGUCCUCCACGGAGGGCGGACGGGAACGAGAACAGGGACGCGGCCGCAGCGGCCAGGACCAGCACCAGAAGAUCCGCCGGAUCCGCCGUGGUGACAUCGUGGCCCUCCCUUCUGGUGUAGCCCAUUGGUGCUUCAAUGAUGGCGAUGAGGACCUCGUCGCAGUCUCCAUCACCGACCUUAAUAACGAGGCCAACCAACUCGACCAACAUCUCAGGGCGUAUUACCUAGCGGGCGGGCAGCAAAGGCACGACCGCCGAGGCGAACGAGGACCAGAGAAUUUCCAAAACAUACUGCGCGGAUUCGACGAGGAAUUUAUGGCCGAAGCCUUCAAUGUAGACAGAGAAAUCGUGAGGAAGAUGCAAAGGCAGGACGAAAGGGGACUAAUCGUCAAGGUCCGGGAAGGGAUGGGCGUGAUCAGGCCCGAUGAAAGGGAAGAAGAAGAAGAAGGCGAAUGGGGAAGGAGAUUGAACGGAAUCGAAGAGACUUGGUGCACCAUGAGGCUUCAUCACAACGUCGAUGACCGGAGAGAAGCCGAGGUCUACUCGAGGGAAGGCGGCCGGCUUAACGUUGUUAACCGAAAUAAGCUUCCGAUUCUACGGUACAUGGACCUGAGCGCUGAGAAAGGCCACCUUUUCCCGAACGCGCUAUACACGCCGCACUGGUCGAUCAACAGCCACAGCAUCGUCUACAUAACUCGCGGCGAGGGUCAGGUGCAGAUCGCCGACCACAGGGGACAGAGCGUGAUGAACGACCGCGUGAGCCAAGGCGACAUGUUCGUGGUCCCUCAGUUCUACGCAGCAACGAUGAAAGCGCAAAGCAACGGCAUCGAAUGGGUUUCUUUCAAGACCAACGGCUCGCCGAUGAGGAGCCCCGUCGCGGGUUACACUUCUGUCCUCAGGGCCAUGCCCCUUCAAGUCAUAUCCAACUCGUAUCAGAUCUCUCCGGGUGAAGCCCAGAACUUGAAGUAUAACCGCGGUCGCGAAACCGUCAUGGCAUCUCCCAGGAGGUCUUGAAAAAUUUCGGUAUAUGGACUAUGUAUGUAUCCCUGUUACUACUAAUAACUACUGCUGCUACUGUGACUCUGGCUAGUUAAUAACGCGUAUGUAUAAGUCAAGUCUUCAAUAAAAUGAUGCCUUC